This is a messenger RNA of Saccostrea cuccullata (small rock oyster), 1315 nucleotides long. RefSeq lists its product as uncharacterized. The coding region runs from base 153 to 1274 and encodes 373 amino acids. The record is from RefSeq and is a predicted model, not a curated record. Gene Ontology annotation, molecular function: protein binding. Lineage: Eukaryota; Metazoa; Mollusca; Bivalvia; Ostreida; Ostreidae. The transcript is spliced from 3 exons.
UGUUCACUGUGUAUCACAGUCACGCACGGGUUGUCUGCUCGUACCGAUGACGACAUAAGAACGUUACUAGUUUGCUGGGACAGGAACCAGUUGGUGGGAAACCAAACACCGAUGUCUUCAGACAGCUACUGAACCAGGAGACUCUGAUCAGAAUGGCGCUGGUGAAGAACGUCCACGCUCUGAUGAAGGACAUGGUGGAAAUGAAACAAAGUAUGGCUGCCAGCGACGGACGACUCCAGGACGCGGAGAAAGAAUUCGUGAAUUUAAAACAAGAGGUGCAGACACUGAAGUCUGAAAACCAACAAAUGAAGGAGCAGGUUACUAAAUUCGAACAAGGAUUUACCGAUAUAAAUACAAAAUUCCUACAGGUAUUUGGCGAAAUUGAUAAAAAGUUUGAAGAAAUUGAGGAAAAUUUCACUCUUGUUGCAACUAGUCGCGUAGAAUAUAAGAGGGAAUUGGACUCAAAAAGGCAGGAAUAUGAGAAAAACACUUCCGGUAUACUGGACGAUAUUAAAACAGAAGUUAGGUUUUUGUCAGUGACUCUUUUAAAUCUAAAUAAACACACUCUAGAGAUAGAUAAAUCUAUUCCAGUCCUCAUCGACAACAAAAUAACACUUUUGUCAGGAAAGCUGAAUGUUUCACUUGAAAUGUUGAGCGAAGAUAUUACAGCUAAUUCCAUUUAUAAUGAACAGUUGUCAACGAACGUGUCUACUUUGGAAAAGUAUCACACAACCAUUAUGAGAAUGAUGUCAGACGACCUUAAUAAGACAGUUAAUGGUUUGAAAGCGGAAGUAGAACAAUCCCAGAAUGACCAGCAAAAGUUGUCGUCUGCUGUAGCGUCCUUGGAAAUUUUCAAACUGAACAUGUCUUUGAACAGCUGUGGUAAGACAUCUCCUGUUGGCUUAACAGUUGGUGUGACAAGUCCCAGCUCCUCCUGGACUGGAAGUACCUUAGUUUUCCCUCAUGUUGUUUAUAAUAACGGAAAUGGAUACAACCCCAGCACCGGGAUAUUCACUUCACCCACGGUCGCCACUUACGUCUUCUUUGUUAAUACUAACGUUUAUGAUGAUAAUUAUCUUUACCUGGACAUUGUUCUUAACGGAAAUUCAAAGGUCAGGACAAUGUCACACAACACUGCACAUUUUAUGACGGGAACAAAUAUGGCUGUCCUCCAACUGGUCAAGGGUGAUGGUGUGUGGGUUAAACGUGAUAGUGGGACAGGUUAUUAUUCCAAUACUGUUCCCAUAACAACAUUCUCUGGUUUCCUCUUGUAACAACAAUUGUAGGCCUCUGAUCAUCUACCGUAAGUCUGUAA